AUGGAAGGACCCAUUAAAUGUAUAUUCUAUAGUGAAUUUCAUAAUAUAUAUGGUACAAAGAUAUUUUAUCAAUAUCCUGAAGGAUUUAUAGCUAAUGAUGUAUUUGAAGGAUUUGCCGAGUUUAUUAUACCGAAACCAAAGUUGUGUGGAAAAGUAAUCACUUUGACUGCAUUCGACUAUAAGAUACUUGGUUAUCCAGUGUUAUUACAAGAUGUAAAAUAUCAUAGAAAUGCAUUACUAUUCAACUUGGCAAUGGUAUUCGAUAAACAUACAGAUACAACUAUCUAUCAUAAUAUAAUAAGAAAGUUAGGUACAAUACUUAGAACAUUAGAGACAGAAACAGAAUACUUAUUUAAUCAAUCAAAAGUUAGAGAUCAACCAGAUCUAUUAAAGAUUCUAGAGACUUUGUAUAUAGAGUUGAAUAGCUAUGGUGAGAGCACUAUAACGGUGGACGAUGCCAACACUAUCAACGUAAAGCUAUUCAACAAACCACCUGAACCAAUAGAGAUACUAGACCAUCAAGUACCUGUACUCAUCGAAGAGAUCGACACUUCCAAUGCAUCGGAAUGGGAUCUAACACUACUACAGAUACUACCGUAUAUCGACGGUGUCAACUAUGUCAGUAGAAUAUCAAAACUAACUGAAAUCGAUAUUAAUCUUGUUAAAUCUUGUAUAAAACAUUUAGUAUAUUAUAGUAUUGUUAAAAUGGUUGAUAUAUUUCAAUAUUCAAAUAUAUAUAAUCCAACACCGUUGAUAAGAAAAUUGGCAUCGAAUUUAGAUAUGCAGAGUGAAUGUUCAGCGUUUAUAACAACACCUGGCAGUACGAUUUGCUCGUUCGAGACGAUCUUCAUGUUGUAUGCCAAUAUGAGUACCGAUACACCGUUCAGAGAGUAUUGUACAGAGAAUGAAUUGACGUCGUUGGGAAUAGAUGAACGAUCUUUUAUUAUAUUCGGUGUCAUCAAUGGAUUCCUCAGAAGAAAACAGAGAUAUCCAAUUCUAAACAAUCUUAAAUUGUUGGAGAAACUACCUCAGAACGAUAAGAAACGAUUAUUAAAUGGUAACAAGAGCUUCGAUGAAAUUUGUUGUAUAUUAUCGGUUGGAAUGGAUGUAGUAGAGAAGUUACUGUCCGAGAUAGCAGAGCCUGAUCAAUAUACUGUUAUUUGGAAAUAA
Heterostelium album PN500 is the source of this 1170-nucleotide messenger RNA. Its product is annotated as NPR2 family protein. Gene Ontology annotation, molecular function: GTPase activator activity. Gene Ontology annotation, biological process: positive regulation of autophagy; negative regulation of TORC1 signaling. Bases 1 to 1170 code for a protein of 389 amino acids. The transcript has 4 exons. Lineage: Eukaryota; Evosea; Eumycetozoa; Acytosteliales; Acytosteliaceae. The record is from RefSeq and is a predicted model, not a curated record. Gene Ontology annotation, cellular component: GATOR1 complex; vacuolar membrane.